Messenger RNA from Dendronephthya gigantea, 1379 nucleotides. Its product is annotated as 26S proteasome non-ATPase regulatory subunit 11A-like. Bases 7 to 1260 code for a protein of 417 amino acids. Gene Ontology annotation, molecular function: structural molecule activity; protein binding. Gene Ontology annotation, biological process: ubiquitin-dependent protein catabolic process. Lineage: Eukaryota; Metazoa; Cnidaria; Anthozoa; Malacalcyonacea; Nephtheidae. The record is from RefSeq and is a predicted model, not a curated record. The transcript has 17 exons. Gene Ontology annotation, cellular component: proteasome regulatory particle, lid subcomplex.
UUCAAGAUGGAGGACGAAUUAAAGAAAGCCGAGCAUGUUUCGCACAAAGAUCCUGAGAGGGCCAUGGAACUUUUGUCCGCUAUAGUUAAAAGAGAUGUAGAUGUUACAAAUGAAGAUGACUUGAGAGUAAAGGAACAAGCUAUUUUAGAUCUAGGUUCAUUGUUGGCAAAGAAUGGACGUGCAGCAGAACUUGAAGGACUGGUGAAGUUUAUUCAACCCUUUAUGCUGCUUAUUUCCAAAGCUAAAGCUGCUAAAAUGGUCCGGGAAUUACUUGAUCUUUUUCUCGAUAUGGAGGUAUCCACUGGUACAGAGGUUGAUUUGUGUCUUGAAUGCAUCCAGUGGGCAAAGAGUGAAAAAAGAGUGUUUUUACGACAAGCUUUAGAGUCGAGAUUGGUUGGCUUAUAUUAUGGUGUAAGAGAGUACACAAAAGCUCUGUCACUGGGUUCGAAAUUAUUGAAAGAGCUGAAAAAACUGGACGAUAAGAUGUUAUUGGUCGAAGUACAGUUAUUGGAAAGUAAAAUAUAUCACUCGUUAAAGAACAUUCCCAAAUCAAGGGCUGCUCUUACGUCGGCACGGACGACUGCCAAUGCGAUUUACUGUCCACCGAAAUUGCAGGCCGCCUUGGAUAUGCAGUCAGGUAUUCUCCACGCCGAGGAAAAAGACUUCAAAACGGCUUACUCUUACUUUUAUGAAGCCUUCGAGGGUUAUGACUCUCUAGAGAAUCCUAAAGCACCGGCGGCAUUAAAGUACAUGUUGCUUUGUAAGAUUAUGCUGAGCAGUCCCGAAGAUGUGCAGUCAAUCAUCAGCGGCAAACUUGGCCUCAAAUACUCUGGACCCUCGCUACAAGCGAUGAAAAAGAUUGCUGAUGCCAGCCAUCAGCGCUCACUUCUUGAGUUUAAAAAGAUACUUGCAACAUACAAUGAGGAAUUACAAGGGGACCCAAUAAUCCAAAAUCAUCUCGACACCUUAUACGACAACCUUCUGGAACAAAACCUGUGCCGUAUUGUGGAACCUUUCUCUAGAGUUGAGGUUGAUCAUGUUUCCCAUUUAAUUAAAUUGGAUAAGAACAUCGUUGAAAAGAAGUUGUCCCAAAUGAUAUUAGAUACGAAACUACACGGUAUUCUUGACCAAGGUGCUGGGGUUCUGAUAAUCUUCGACCACUCCCCAGUGGAUAAAACGUACGAAAAUAGCUUGGAGAUAAUUCAUAGCAUGAGUAAAGUGAUGGAUGCUUUGUAUCAUAAGAGUAAAAAGUUAUCAUAGACACCUACUCAAUGAAACCUUAUUCAUAUACUAUUUAGUUUUCAUCUUGUGCCAUUUUUUCAGUUCAAAAUAUAAUAAUUCAUUUUGUCUUGGUAAUUUAACCACAGUAUACAAGAUGU